Molecule: messenger RNA, 387 nt
Organism: Desarmillaria tabescens
Lineage: Eukaryota; Fungi; Basidiomycota; Agaricomycetes; Agaricales; Physalacriaceae
Product: HSP20-like chaperone
Exons: 3
Coding region: 1-387 (128 amino acids)
Biological process (GO): protein folding; protein complex oligomerization; response to salt stress
Source: RefSeq, a predicted model, not a curated record
AUGUCCAGCACGUCUUUCUUCGCAUACUUCUCUCAGGCCAUUCCCAGACCGACAGAAGACACCUGGAUGCCCGACAUGGACUUUCGCCAAGACACCACCACAAACACUGUCACCGCCACAUUCGACCUCCCCGGCCUCAAAAAGACCGACAUCGGCAUCUUCUUGUGCAACGACGUGCUGAAGAUCGACGGGGAGGUUCCUGUGCGGAAGGAGAGAGGGCAUAUAGUGCGUGGGCAAAAGGAGGGGAGGUUCUCGGCGUCGAUGUGUGUUCCUUGGGGACUUCAGGAAGGACACGUCAAGGCUUCGCUUGAAGAUGGGGUGCUGACGGUUACGUUUCCUAUGUGGGUGGUACCAGAACCGGUGAUGAAGCAGAUUAUGAUUUCAUGA